CAUAUUCUGAAAAUUUUAAUAAUAAUAAGGUAAAACAGGCCUUUCAUAGUGAGCAAGCUUCCUACGAGAAUCAUUAAAGCAUUGGCUAAGUAGAGUUGAGUUGUUUGAAGACAACUAGUGAAUUUUUUUAGUAUUUGUUUGAAGACACAAAUCCACAUGGAACCUUCGUGAAUAGAGUUGGGAGCGGUAUCUCUCCUUCAAAGCAAUGAAAGAAUUGUUGGGAAGAAAGCGCCAACAACAACGGCUCAAUGGAAGAGGAAAGAAGCAGACACCAGCAUUUCCUUCUUUCCCUUGAGUGAUCUCCAAGUCUUGCAUCCUCUAUUCUUCUGUUUAUUGUUUCUCAAUUUUCAAGCCGCCUCCACACCACGCCCUCCUAUGGAGAAACACAGAUUCCCUUCCCUUCUAAUCCCCUCCAUCAUUGCCUUCCUUGGCCUCAUGGCUUUUGGGUUGUGUGUCGCUGCCGAGUUCAAGAGAUCAAAGAAGAAGGAUGUCAAGCUGAACGGGAAGUUGUGUUAUUUGGCUGAGAGCGGUGCAUUUCAGCUGGGAGUUGCAGCUUUGAUCUGUCUCUUCAUCGCUCAUAUCCUUGGGAACAUGGUGAUUUGCAGAAGAAUUUGCUCAGGGGAGAAGAGCAGCAGUGGCAAGGCUAAGACACCAUGGAUUACAAGCACUCUUCUGGUUGUGUCAUGGAUCAGCUUCGGGGUUGCACUUAUUUUAAUGGGUACAGCCACAAGUAUGAACAGACGGCAGCCCUACACACGAGGAUGGUUGGAUGGGAAAUGCUACGUAGUCAAAGACGGGGUGUACGUUGGCUCAGCAGUGCUAGUCAUGCUUACAAUAGGCUCCACGCUUGGCUCAGUCAUCAUGACAGGAAGGAAGAGUCAGGUUGAACAAGGCCGGAGGAUACACGCACAGCAGCACAAGUAGGACACACAAACUGAUCGGAUUAGAUACAUAUAGAGAGAGCAUUUUUUGGAUAUAACAGCUACACACUGAAGAAGAAAGAUGAAGAGAACAUCAAACAAAGAAAUAAAAAAAUACCAUUCGGGUGUAUUUGGCAUUGGGGGUAGGGGAUUUAAGGCGGUGAAUAAAGGGUUGUCCCACUUGCCCACAACUUUUUCUGUUUUCUUCCUAAUGACAAAAGUAAUCGUUUUCAACUUAAAAAGAAAGAGACGGUUCUUUUGUACAUAUUCUGGGAAAGUUGGUGACUGAUGUGGAUAGACCCUCCAACAUCAUAUCCACACGGUUAUUGACACUUA
This is a messenger RNA of Vitis riparia (riverbank grape), 1256 nucleotides long. RefSeq names its product protein MODIFYING WALL LIGNIN-1-like. The record is from RefSeq and is a predicted model, not a curated record. The transcript has 3 exons. NCBI's taxonomy places the organism in Eukaryota, Viridiplantae, Streptophyta, Magnoliopsida, Vitales, Vitaceae. Bases 376 to 924 code for a protein of 182 amino acids.